AUGCAGCUUAUUUCCUUGACCAAAGUGGCCAUCCUCGGCAUGGCUGCACUCGCUGCCGCUCAUCCCGGUGCCCACGAGGUCAGCUCCAUGACACACGCAGAGAAGAGAUCAUUCCUGGUCAACGCCAAGCGCAGUCUCGGACAAUGCGCUGAUCGCCUCGAACGCCGCGGCGUCAGCGCUCGCAUCGAAGCCCGUCGCGCCGAGCAGUACGAGUUCUACCGCCGUCAAGCCCUCGCAACGCGCGCCUACAACCCGUCUGUCAAUGUCUCCCACCACUCUCCUCUCCAAGUCAACUCGGACGCCUCCGCGGACCAGCUCUUCGCCAAGGACCCCGUCUGCAUUCUCUCGCCCGAGGGCGAAAUCGGCCCGUUCUGGGUUCGGGGCGAGCUUGUUCGCUCGAACGUCCGGGACGGCGAGGCCGGUGUCCCCGUUAUCCUGGACGGCCAGUUCAUCGACGUCGAGACCUGCGAGCCUAUCAAGGAUCUGUACUGGGAUGUCUGGAACUGCAACUCCACUGGUGUUUACUCCGGCGUGCAGAGCGACAUGAACGGCAGCGGGUCCGGCGAUGCCUCCAACCUGAACAAGACCUUCUUGCGCGGUAUCCAGAAGACAGAUGAAGACGGCGUCGCCCAGUUCCAGUCUCUGUUCCCUGGUCACUACGAUGGUCGCGCUACGCACGUCCACGUCGUUGCGCAUGUAGGCGCGCACGAACUCGCCAACAAGACCGUCACUGGCGGCCACGUCGCGCACAUCGGACAGCUGUUCUUCGACCAGGACUUGAUUACCGAAGUCGAGGCUCUUUACCCUUAUAACACCAACACGGUCGAUAUUACCAAGAACGCCGACGACCACGUUGUCCAGGACGAGACUGAGGAUACGGCCUCCGAUCCAUUUUUCGAGUAUGCGCUGCUUGGAGAUAAAGUGCAGGAUGGGAUUUUUGCUUGGAUUACCCUCGGUGUUAAUGUCUCGCAGAGCUAUGAGACUAGCUAUGCUGCUUCUCUGACUGGGGCGGGUGGUGUCUCGAACUCGAACAGCCAGCCGGGUGGUGCUGUCGAUUUCUAG
Messenger RNA from Aspergillus puulaauensis, 1062 nucleotides. RefSeq names its product intradiol ring-cleavage dioxygenase. Gene Ontology annotation, molecular function: oxidoreductase activity, acting on single donors with incorporation of molecular oxygen, incorporation of two atoms of oxygen; ferric iron binding. The coding region runs from base 1 to 1062 and encodes 353 amino acids. The record is from RefSeq and is a predicted model, not a curated record. NCBI's taxonomy places the organism in Eukaryota, Fungi, Ascomycota, Eurotiomycetes, Eurotiales, Aspergillaceae. The transcript has a single exon.